CGGGAGAAAGAGAACUAUGAUAAGUGUGUGAGCCUAGAUGUAUGUCACAUAGUAGGCCUAAUGGACUUAUUUGUAUAAAACACGAAUUUUAACCCCAAAUAUAAUAACGUUAGGAGCAAUCACUGAACACUUCAACGGAAUUAAACUCUGGGAGAACAUGGAGAAGAAACGGUGGGAUUGCUCGGCUCUCCCCAAGGGCUGGCAAAUUGAAGAAGUGACCAGAAAGUCGGGUUUGUCUGCGGGGAAAAGCGAUGUCUAUUAUUAUAGUCCAACCGGGAAGAAGUUUCGGAGCAAGCCUCAGCUGGCUCGUUACCUUGGCAACCAGAUGGACCUCAGUUCCUUCGACUUCCGCACGGGGAAGAUGCUCAUGAGUAAACUGAACAAGAACAGACAGAGACUGCGCUAUGACAACAACAAUCAGACCAAGGGCAAGCCAGACCUGAACACAUCACUUCCCGUCAGACAGACUGCUUCCAUCUUUAAGCAGCCUGUCACCAAGGUUACCAACCACCCCAGCAACAAAGUCAAGACUGAUCCACAGAAAGCUGUGGACCAGCCAAAACAGCUUUUCUGGGAGAAGAAGCUUGGUGGUCUCAAUGCGUUUGACAUCGCAGAGGAGCUAGUGAAGACAAUGGAUCUGCCUAAAGGUCUGCAAGGAGUUGGACCUGGAUGUACAGACAAGACUCUACUGUCAGCGAUAGCCAGCGCCCUGCACACUAGUGCAGCCCCCAUCACCGGUCAGCUGUCUGCAGCCGUGGAGAAGAACCCAGGGGUGUGGCUCAACACGACCCAGCCCCUCUGCAAGGCUUUCAUAGUCACUGACGAGGACAUCAGGAAGCAGGAAGAGCUGGUGUACAGUGUGAGGAAGAAGCUGGAGGAGGCUCUAAUGGCGGACAUGUUGGCUCAUGUGCAGGAAGCAGCCAGUGAGGGCGACUCACUCAAUGAAGGCAAUGAUGACAUGGAGACUGUAUAGCAGAGGGAGUCAAUGCUGAGACCAAGGUCUCUUUCCAGAUGAUCUAUGUUUAGCACAACAAUACACAUGAAAAUACAAUCAAAAUCCUAUUUUUCGAGAGUGUCGGGGUCUCCAUCUCUUCCAGUAUUUUGAGAACGGACACUAUUUGGUUUAAAAGGACCUUUAAAGUGCGUAGACGGACAGCCUCCUGUUGUUGAAAGUACAUAUGCUACUGCUGCUACUGUUUAUUAUCUAUGCUGUUGCCUAGUCACUUUACCUAUACCUAUAUGUACAUAUCUACUGCCAUUACCUCGUACCCCUGCACAUGGACUCGGUACUGGAACCCCGUGUAUAUUGCCAAGUUACCGUAACUCAUUGUUUAUUUAUUCCUCAUGUUUUUAUUUUUCAACUUUUUAUCUCUGCAUUGUUGGGAAGUAAACAUUUCGCUGUAGGUCUACACCUGUACACAAUUGUAUUUUAUCUGUAAAAUGAGAGGGUUUUUCAGGCUUCCACAGCAUUUAUGGGCUCCCCCCAGUUUUUCAACAGAUGUCAGUAUUUUAAAUUCAGAGCUGCAAAUCAUUCCACCCAAGGGAUAUGAUAUGACACAUUUAUAAUUUGAUUUAUUAUCUGUAUUAUUAUAAGCUAUUUCAACAAACGUCUGUCUUCAUCCUCUCUUCCAGGGAGAUGGGGUGUUAUAGAGUAGUCUGGAUGGGUUUUUCAACUCCUUGUCAAGUGACAAUGAAACCAGGAACCCUGUACCAAUCCAACCAAAAGAACUGCCCACUUUCUGCCCAUCCCCUUCCACGUGCUACCCCUCUGAAGCUCUGCCUACCUACUGUUCACCUCGCCCACUGUUUAGCCUCUUCUGGCACCAGCCCCAUGAAAGUACUUGGACUCAGGAAUUCUGAAUCAAAUUGAUUAUUAGCUAAAUUAGCUUUCUUUUGAAAAAGAUAGCAUGAAAUAAAAUGUUGGCAGGGCAGAGUGAAAGAGAUCGGUUUCGUACAGUAUGAUGAAUUGGGUGUUCAAUCAUGUAGUCUUUUUGUUUUGUAAGACAUUUUAUGGUUUUACUGAAUGUGAGUUAUAUAUUGUGACGAUCAUGUCGUUGUCAACCCACCCCAAAACAUGUUUUAAAUUCAUUGGGAUAUUUUGAAUGAGAAGUGAAUUCUGUUUUUUCCAUGGGUUUUUCUUUCUGGGUGUCUAAUGCACUCCAUGGGGAUAGAUGGACCAUAUUUUAAAGGUACUUUGGCUUAUUUUAUAGGGCUAUGUGAGAGGCUUUGGUGAGAGGGAACAAGAUACUUGCCUAAAUGAUGAUAAUGUGGCAGGUAGCCUAGGGGUUAAGGGCGUUGGGCCAGUAACCGAAAGGUCACUGAUUCAAAUCCCUGAGCUGAUGAAAAAUCUUCCCAUGUGUCCUUGAGCAAGGCACUUAACCCUAGUUGCUCUGGAUAAGAGUGUCUGCUAAAUGACUAACAUGUAAAUUAUGCACUCUAAAUUCUAACGCUUGUGUUAGUCACAGGAGAGAGUAUUAGUGAAAAAUCAUUGGAUCAUGUUCUCAAGAAAAUAUCCUUAUUGUUGUAAUGUAGUCCAUAUAAACCCCCUUACCCAGUACUUAUGAGUCAGGCCAUACUGUACUUAGUUAUAAUGGGUACAGUACCUAUGAGUCAGGCCAUACUGUACUGAGUUAUAAUGGGUACAACAGUUAUGAGUCAGGCCAUACUGUACUUAGUUAUAAUGGGUACAGUACCUAUGAGUCAGGCCAUACUGUACUGAGUUAUAAUGGGUACAACAGUUAUGAGUCAGGCCAUACUGUACUUAGUUAUAAUGGGUACAGUACUUAUGAGUCAGGCCAUACUGAACUGAGUUGUAAUGGGUACAGUACUUAUGAGUCAAGCCAUACUGUACUGAGUUAUAAUGGGUACAGUACUUAUGAGUCAGGCCAUACUGUACUGAGUUAUAAUGGGUACAACAGUUAUGAGUCAGGCCAUACUGUACUUAGUUAUAAUGGGUACAGUACUUAUGAGUCAGGCCAUACUGUACUGAGUUAUAAUGGGUACAGUACUUAUGAGUCAGGCCAUACUGUACUGAGUUAUAAUGGGUACAGUACUUAUGAGUCAGGCCAUACUGUACUGAGUUAUAAUGGGUACAGUACUUAUGAGUCAGGCCAUACUGUACUGAGUUGUAAUGGGUACAACAGUUAUGAGUCAGGCCAUACUGUUCUGAGUUAUAAUGGGUACAGUACUUAUGAGUCCGGCCAUACUGUACUGAGUUAUAAUGGGUACAACAGUUAUGAGUCAGGCCAUACUAAUCUGAGUUAUAAUGGGUACAGUACUUAUGAGUCAGGCCAUACUGUACUGAGUUGUAAUGGGUACAACAGUUAUGUAGAAGUCACACUGACCCUCUGCUACAUGUUGUAGAUUGUAUUACUUUUAACACUCCCUGUGUAGGUGCUCACUGAAGUUGUUGGUUUAAUGUUGGUGUUUCUAGCCAAGGCACAUUUUUCCCAUGGCCAUGACUUCAGUCAACAUAUUUUUGAAAUGUUUCCAAUAAUGUGUCAAUGCCACCACAACACAUGCUGCCUCUCUGUUAUCUUGUUCACUGGGUGCCAGACAGUAAGCUAAGAUUUUUUUGGUUUGAAUAAAGGUGAAGAUUCUCAGUGUUGAGAAAAUGAAAUGAGCUUUGAACAUUUACCUACAUUUCUCAAAGUUUGAUGUAUGUAUGAAAUGUCAAGCUCAAUGCGAUCCCUAUCCCACAUCAGCAGGCUGACUGCUGAACUGAAUUGGAUUGUGUUACUGAAUAAAAUGUAUCUGUAUUUCAACAGUA
Oncorhynchus tshawytscha (Chinook salmon) is the source of this 3769-nucleotide messenger RNA. Its product is annotated as methyl-CpG-binding domain protein 3. The record is from RefSeq and is a predicted model, not a curated record. Gene Ontology annotation, molecular function: DNA binding. Bases 158 to 973 code for a protein of 271 amino acids. The transcript has 7 exons. Lineage: Eukaryota; Metazoa; Chordata; Actinopteri; Salmoniformes; Salmonidae.